Apis cerana (Asiatic honeybee) is the source of this 3938-nucleotide messenger RNA. It is a transcript of the gene Cyp18a1, whose product is annotated as Cytochrome P450 18a1. NCBI's taxonomy places the organism in Eukaryota, Metazoa, Arthropoda, Insecta, Hymenoptera, Apidae. The record is from RefSeq and is a predicted model, not a curated record. Gene Ontology annotation, cellular component: intracellular membrane-bounded organelle; cytoplasm. Gene Ontology annotation, biological process: xenobiotic metabolic process. Gene Ontology annotation, molecular function: iron ion binding; steroid hydroxylase activity; heme binding.
GCGCGAUGUUAGUGGAGCACGCUGCACAAUGGGCUUGGCAAGCAAUGGGCGGCACGAGAAUCGAGGUCCUUUGCACGUUUCUCGUGUUCCUAGGUGUAUUGCUGGUUGCUAGAUGCUUGCAAUGGCUCAGGUAUGUGCGCUCUCUGCCUCCAGGGCCUUGGGGUGUACCCGUGUUCGGUUAUUUGCCAUUCCUGAAAGGCGACGUUCACCUCAGGUACGGAGAGCUAGCGAAAAAAUAUGGUCCAAUGUUCAGUGCCCGGCUUGGUACGCAACUGGUGGUUGUUCUCAGCGAUCAUCGUACGAUUCGCGACACGUUUCGUCGGGAAGAGUUUACUGGCAGACCGCAUACCGAGUUCAUCAACAUCCUCGGCGGAUAUGGUAUAAUCAACACUGAAGGUGCUAUGUGGAAAGACCAAAGAAAAUUUCUUCACGAUAAGCUAAGAGGUUUCGGGAUGACUUACAUGGGCGGUGGAAAGAAAAUUAUGGAGUCGAGGAUAAUGCGCGAGGUUAAAACGUUUCUUCGCGGAUUGGCGUCGAAACGUGGCACGCCGACCGACGUCUCUGCCUCCCUUGGAAUGUCGAUCAGCAACGUUAUCUGCUCCAUCAUAAUGGGAGUACGAUUCCAGCACGGAGACGCCAGAUUCAAAAGAUUUAUGGACUUGAUCGAGGAGGGAUUCAAACUGUUCGGCAGCAUGGCUGCCGUCAACUUCAUCCCCGUAAUGCGUUACCUGCCCUGCCUGCAGAAGGUUCGAAACAAAUUGGCGGAAAAUCGGGCGGAAAUGGCAGGUUUCUUUCAGGAGACGGUCGAUCAGCAUCGUGCGACUUUCGACGAGGGGACGAUGAGAGAUCUCGUCGACGCGUACUUGCUCGAGAUCGAGAAAGCGAAGGGGGAGGGUCGUGCAACCACCCUUUUUCAAGGGAAGAAUCACGAUCGUCAGAUGCAACAGAUACUCGGCGACUUGUUCUCCGCCGGGAUGGAAACUGUGAAGACCACGUUGGAAUGGGCGAUAAUCUUGAUGCUGCAUCAUCCGGACGCGGCGAUCGCCGUACAGGAGGAAUUGGAUCAAGUGGUGGGGAAAUCGAGGAUGCCAGCCUUGGAGGAUCUCCCUUUCCUUCCGAUAACAGAAGCAACGAUACUCGAGGUCCUCAGACGAUCGAGCGUCGUCCCUUUGGGGACCACUCAUGCUACGACGAGGGACGUGACGUUGCACGGUUACACGAUACCGGCAGGAUCUCAAGUGGUGCCGCUGUUGCACGCCGUGCACAUGGAUCCCGAACUUUGGGAGAAACCAGAGGAGUUUCGACCGAGUCGGUUCCUCUCGGCCGAAGGUAAAGUCCAGAAACCGGAAUACUUUAUGCCUUUCGGUGUCGGUAGACGUAUGUGCCUUGGCGAUGUGCUCGCACGCAUGGAGUUAUUCUUGUUCUUCAGCUCGUUGAUGCACACGUUCGAGCUGCGAUCGCCGCAGGGCUCGUCCUUGCCGAGUUUGCGCGGCAACGCCGGUGUGACCGUCACGCCCGACCCCUUCGACGUUUGUCUCUUACCGAGAAAUCUCGACCUCAUCGAGGAUACCAAUAACGAUAUGAUCUCCCCCGGUGCCAUUCUGCGGAAUAUCGGCAGCCAUUGACUUUUCCAUUUCUCUCUCUCUCUCUCUCUCUCUCUCUCUCUCUCUCUCUCUCUUUCUCUCUCUCUCUCUCUCUCUCUCUCUCUCUCUCUCUCUCUCUCUCUCUCUCUCUCUCUCUCUCUCUCUUUCUCUUUCCUUUUUAACGCCCCUAUAAAGAUCGACGGGAGCACGAUAAUCGUUCCUAACGAGACCGAGCGAUGGCUCCCAAAUCGAGCCAACCUAACCUCCAAUUCGUCCAUUGUGUACCAUAUAUACAUGUAUAUAUGUAUAUACAUGUAUAUAUGGUUUAUUCGUUUAUUUUUAUCCCAUGCUAUUUUCUCUAAAAAUAUAGUUAUAUGUAUUUUUGUUUUGUAUCGUUACGAAAACUCCCACGAUUUUUCUCUUUUCUAUAUUUUUUUCUAUAUUUUAUUCGUUAAGAAUUCGUUAGCCGUAAGCGGCGACACAUUUCGCUCCUUAUUUAGUCAUUAGCGUUACAAAAUGUUGCGUCGAUGGAUCUUAAAAAAAGAGAAGAAAAAGAAAAAAGAAAACGCGCGUGUCUCCGUUUUUUUUUUUUUUUUUUUGGAUUGGAACGGAAGAUUCGAAAUUCGUUUGCGAAAGUGGUGGAUGCGAAGCCGAUUUCGGCGACGAUUUCGUUCACUCGACGGAAUAGUUGCCUUGACGCUGUCUCGAUAGGAACAAGAGACAAAAGACUUGUAAAUAGUAAAUAAUAGUAGACGAUUUAAUUGUUAGUAACGGUAUUAGGAAUAAGUAGCGAUAACGGUAAUAGUAGUUCUCUCUGGUAGUGUGGUAGUGGUAACAAUAGAAAAAAAUUUAUGUAGCAGCGACAACUAUAUAUAUAUAUGUAUAUAUAAUAUAUAUAUAUAUAUAUAUAUAUAUUAGAGUAUAACGACAAUAGUAGGAAUAACGACCAAUAACGGCAAUAAAAAUAUCGUUUGAUGAUUGUAUGAGUUAGCGGUUAGGUUAGUGCUAAUAUUAGAAUAAGAAUUUUAAGGUGCGUGAACGAGUUGUUAAUAAAAAAGAAAAAGAAAAAAAAAGAAAAAGAAAAAAAUCACGUAACAAGUAAUAUACUGUGAGUGUGCGCACGAAUCGUAUCGAUAUCGUGUUAUUAAUUGUGUUAUAGCACGCGCGAUAAUUAUAUAUAUAUACAUACAUACUUACAUACAUACAUAUAUAUAUAUAAAUCAUGGAUAUCGAUAACAGGCGGCAGAAAAAGAAAAUGCGCGUGAUUAUUUCCGUCCUGGAAUUCUUCUUCCCUUGUAUAGCUGUAAAAGUUUUCGACGGCGAUUUCGAGGCUCGUAAUUCGAAUGGAUUAGAUCGUAGGGCUGCUCGCCGGAUGGACGCGGCUGUUGACCUAGAACAGUGAUUUUCGUGAAAGUUUAGAACGAGAUUCUUGCGACACCACAGUAUAGUUACGUAGCGCUUCAGAAUUCAAGACCGACAUCGAACUCGAUCCGUUGGGUGCGGGCAAAGAUUAAGGCUGUGAAUUUCGAAUUUAGGACAUGGGAUCCCUCGAGAUCCCUGUGAUAUCGCGAUCGUAAAAUCCAUUUCCAAAGAUAUUUCUUUUUUUUUUUUUUGUUGUGCGUGUCCGGCGAAAGUCCGAAACCGACGAUUAUCGACGCUGCCACACACACACACACGCAUAAUCUCCUCCUUCUUUCUUUCUUUCUUUCUUUCUUUCUUUCCUUCUCUUUAGAGGAGUUCCCUUAAAAAAAAAAAUGAACUUUACGCCGCGAGUGAAGUGGAAGUAAGUUGUUUUUUCUUUUUCUUUCUUUCUUUCUUUCUUUCUUUCUUUGUAAAUCCCACGACGCGAAGAAAAUUGGUGCGUCGAUACUUCCCCCUCGUUCCCCGUUUUCUUCUAUUCUAUUCCGUAGAAAGAAAUUUACAUGUGGCAUUGCUCGGAUCAUUCGGAGCACCGCAUUGUGUUCACCCGCCGACCGCCGAAUCUGUGUUAACUUAAUGUUAUUCCCCUUCUCAUUAAAGAAGAAGAAGAAGAAGAAGAAGAAGAAUAUUCGACGCCAUUUGCAAUUUUUCGAAUAAUUGGUCGCAAUUUUGUACACUUUCGCAUAUCUCCUUGUCGCGCGAAAUAAAUCCUUCUUUUUUCUUUUUGUAUUGUAACCGAAAAAUCAAUUGCCGUAUAUAUAUAUAUAUAUAUAUAUAUAUGCGUGCGCGUGUGCUUGUGUACGUGUAUGUGUUUUUUGUUGUGCGCGCGUGUGUCACAGUCGAUUUACUCGACAAUCGUAUUCGCGAUGGAAACUAACGUUACCAUUAUAUUCAUAGUUCUCUCUUUGAAUUGAAGAUUACAAUCUUUUCAUUUUU